This is a messenger RNA of Rhizopus microsporus ATCC 52813, 150 nucleotides long. RefSeq names its product GATA-domain-containing protein. NCBI's taxonomy places the organism in Eukaryota, Fungi, Mucoromycota, Mucoromycetes, Mucorales, Rhizopodaceae. The record is from RefSeq and is a predicted model, not a curated record. The transcript has a single exon. Gene Ontology annotation, biological process: negative regulation of transcription by RNA polymerase II; positive regulation of transcription by RNA polymerase II. The annotation marks the transcript as partial. Gene Ontology annotation, molecular function: RNA polymerase II cis-regulatory region sequence-specific DNA binding; zinc ion binding; DNA-binding transcription factor activity, RNA polymerase II-specific.
UGCUCUAAUUGUCAAACAACCACAACGCCAUUGUGGAGAAGAGAUCCCCAAGGUCUGCCCUUAUGUAAUGCCUGCGGUUUAUUUUACAAAUUGCAUGGUUCUGUUAGACCAUUAAGUUUAAAAACAGAUGUCAUCAAGAAGCGCAAUAGA